Molecule: messenger RNA, 663 nt
Organism: Chrysemys picta bellii (western painted turtle)
Lineage: Eukaryota; Metazoa; Chordata; Testudines; Emydidae
Source: RefSeq, a predicted model, not a curated record
ACAGCUCCUGGGCCCCAGAAUUCCCCCUUCCCCAGCUGCCCGCCCCCGGCCCUUGCCCCCCUCAGGGAGGCGCUCAGCGCCUGAAUGCCGGUAUUGACAUGUAAAGUGGGUCCCCGGUAUAAAUCCUGCCUCCCUCCCCCGGCUGCGAACUCCCGGGGCCGCUUGUUCCCGGAGAGGGGGAACAUGGUCACCCAGCCCGGAGGGCAGGAGAAACCGCAGCUUUGCAGCUUCCGCAAGAUCUCAAAACCCUUGAUGGAGAAGAAGAGAAGAGCCAGGAUCAAUGUGUCUCUGGAGCAACUGAAGGCUCUGCUAGAAAAGCACUAUUCUCACCACAUCCGAAAGCGCAGACUGGAGAAGGCAGAUAUCCUGGAGCUGAGCGUCAAGUACAUGAAAAGCCUCCAGAAUUCUGUCCAAGGUAAAACUUCCGUUGCCCUCCCGUCUCCCUGCGGGAGUCGCAGGGCUCAUGGCGGUUGUCGCUGGGUAGAAGGGUCUUGUGUUAAUCUGGAUCGAAGCUCGAGGCUGCGGGGUCCCGCCGGUUACAUCCCAAUGAUGCGAAUCCACGAGACCUUCCCGGCUGGGCGGACAGGAGGCUUCCAUGGAAAAGAACAUUUCGGCCUCUCCCUGAGCCUGAACCACUUAAUGAAACAGGCAGGUGGGGAUUAA